GCCGCUGUCACCAAAACGCGUUGUCAGCCACACCGUGGGGCCACUGGUUCCAGCGGUUUCAGCCGUCCCUGGUCCCGUGGUGUUGAGUCCAGUCCCCACGCAAAGCCAGCCCCUUGCAGCAAAUGCCAUCAGCAUGCCCGUGGCCCACCACAUGUCAACGUCAAUGCCAAUGCCAUUGCCAGCCGCAGCAGUUCAUCCAGCUCCACCACCUGCCCUGAUGAUUCCCGCGGGAUACCCCAGUCCAAGCCUGACAAGCACAGCGACUUCAAUGGCAGGAGUUGCUCCGACACCGGCCUUCUCUCCUGCUGGAUACUCCCUCGACUCGGGAGUCAUGUCCUUGAUUCGAGAGGCGCAGGUGA
Symbiodinium pilosum is the source of this 359-nucleotide messenger RNA. The record is from the annotation of a GenBank genome assembly. NCBI's taxonomy places the organism in Eukaryota, Dinophyceae, Suessiales, Symbiodiniaceae.